AUGAUCGAAGGAGAGGAUGGGGAGGAGGACUCAAAGGAGGUACCUCAAGAUGGACACAGGACCAGAUCUCAUAACUGUCGACGCUACAUUCCACUGUGGAUAGUCUUGGUGCUGUUGGGUACUGCUGGAGCACUAACAUGGUAUUUCUUAGAUUAUAGGCCACGGCAUCUGGAGUCCCGUGUCCUGCAUUUCUACUCUGGCAGCCUGAGGAUUCUCAAUCGACAGUAUUCUACAGAUCAUGGACGGAUGGAGUCCAGAGUCUUUUGGACGGAGAGGACAAAGAGCCAACAGAUGCUGAAAGAUCUUAUUCAUGCAACUGAGCUGGGUCAUUACUACAACUCCAGCACUGUCUAUGCCUUUGGGGAGGGAUCUCUGACCUGCUUCUUCUGGUUCACUCUUCAAAUCCCACAAACCCAAAAGAAGGAAAUGACUGAGGAGAAGGUGAAUACUAAGCUCCAUAAAGAGCUCCUGGCCAGCAUGAAUAGAACAGGCCACCUCACCUAUCAGUACAAGCUUGACCCCGAAUCCUUGGUUCUCCUCGAAUCCAGUGUGAAAGACAUAAUAGUGCUGAAAUCCACAUUAGGUUGCUACAGAUACAGCUACAUCCGGGAGGAUGCAGUCCUAAAGCUGAAGGGCCCAGACUAUCUUGCCUCCAGCUGCCUUUGGCAUCUCCAUGGUCCUAAAGGUCAUAUGAUUAAGCUACGUCUGGAAUGGACCCUCUCAGAAUGCAGGGACCGACUGGCCAUGUAUGAUGCAGCUGGGCCGUUGGAGAGGCGACUCAUCACUUUGCUGUAUGGCUGCAGCCGUCAGGAACCCGUGGUAGAAGUGCUUUCUUCAGGUCCUGUCAUGUCUGUGGUAUGGAAGAAGGGGAUGUACAGCUACUAUGAUCCUUUCAUCCUCUCUGCCCAGGCUGUGCCCUUUGAAGCCUGCCAGAGGAAUCUAACAUUGCAGGGAAACCUGGAGCUGCAAGGGAACAUUAAGACUCCUCACUACCCCAGUUACUAUGCGCCGAAUACACAGUGCACUUGGCAUGUGAUGGUCCCAUCUCUGGAAUAUGGAGUUGUCCUUUGGUUUGAUGGUUAUGCUCUCAGGAGACAGGAGAAUGAUCUGCCAUGUACUCAAGGACAGUGGACUAUCCAGAACAGAAGGUUCUGUGGCCUCCGGAUCUUGCAAGCCUAUGCUGAAAGGAUUCCUGUAGUAUCCAGUGCUGGUGUCACCAUCAACUUCACCUCUCAGAUUUCCCUCACUGGGCCUGGAGUGCAUGCUACUUACAGCCUCUAUAACCAAUCAGACCCCUGCCCCAGCGAGUUCCUUUGCUCUGUGAAUGGGUUGUGUGUGCCGGCUUGCAAUGGGAUCAAAGACUGCCCCAAUGGAUUAGAUGAGAGAAACUGUGUAUGUCCAGCAACAUUCCAGUGUCAAGAAGACAGCACGUGCGUCGAGUUCUCCAAGGUCUGCAAUCAACUUCUGGACUGUAUCAAUGGGAGUGAUGAGAAACAAUGCCACGAAGGGGUUCCCUGUUGCCCUUUCACCUACCAAUGUGCAGAUGGGAGCUGCGUAAAGAAACCCAACCCUCAGUGUGACGGAGUUCCUGACUGCAAGGAUCGGUCUGACGAGAUGCACUGUGGCUGUGGAUUGCAAGCCCCGCUGAACCGUAUUGUGGGUGGUGCUCACUCGGUAGAAGGGGAGUGGCCAUGGCAAGCUAGUCUGCAGGUUCGUGGGCACCACGUAUGUGGUGGGACGCUGGUUGCAGAUCGCUGGGUGAUCACUGCUGCUCACUGCUUUCAGGAAGACAGACUGGCUUCCCCUACGGUCUGGACUGUCUACCUUGGCAAGUCUUUCCUGAAUGCCACCAGCCAGAAUGAGGUGUCCUUCAAGGUGAUCCGUAUCUUGCAGCACCCCUACUUUGAAGAGGACAGCCAUGACUACGACGUGGCGUUGCUGCAGCUUGACCUUCCGGUUAUCUUUUCCGCUUCUGCUUCCAUCCAGCCUAUCUGUCUGCCUGCCAGCUCCCAUCUCUUUGUGCCUGGCCUCUUGUGCUGGAUCACGGGUUGGGGUGCCGCCAAGGAAGGAGGUCCCACCAGUAAUAUCUUGCAAAAAGCUGAUGUUCAGCUAGUGCAGCAGGACAUCUGCAGUGAAGCCUAUCACUACCUGGUCACACCCAGAAUGCUUUGUGCUGGCUACCCUGAUGGUAAAAAUGAUGCUUGCCAGGGUGAUUCUGGAGGACCCCUUGCCUGCCAGGAGCCUAGCGGCAGGUGGUUCCUAGCUGGCCUGGUGAGCUGGGGGAUGGGAUGUGCACGGCCCAAUAACUACGGCGUCUACACCAGGAUCACCAGUGUGACAGGAUGGAUGAAACAGACAAUGAGCUGAGCGAUGCCCACCCUUUCCCCGCCGAAACAGAGCAGAGGAAUCCCUUGCAGCCCUCGCCAUCUCUUUAAGAUGUCCUGAAUUGUAGGACAUCCUGCAUCUAACCAAACCCUACCGGCUCUUCAUGCGCUGAUUGCCAAGGAAGUGCUGGUGCAUGAAAAGAAGGAGCCUUUAAAAGCCCAGUAAUGAGUGGCAAGCUGGCUUGGGUACUUUCUAAUGCAAAGGUGAGAUUAAAAAUCCCUUCUAAAGAAAUAAAAAUCAGGGCAAGUGUGCCUGUUUUCUCAAAUGCAUCCCACAUGUCACAAUGUCCUUCACCAUGAGGAACAACUCAGAGGCAGGAUUCUCUGCCAUUUGUCGCCUCCCUUCAUAGUACUAUCAAAGGUAGUGGUUGUAGUUUGCUUUAAAGAUAGUCAGGGGUGCACAUCCCAAAGUCUUAGGACAGAGCAUCACUUCUGAAAAGGAAGGUGGAGGUGGGGUUAGCAACAGGAAGCCCUUCUGGCCUCCCUUCCAGAAAUGCUUUGGUUGUGUAUUAAAGCCAGGCACUUACAAAUCCAGGUUAUCGAGCACACUGGAAGGCAGGGAGUAAGAGGGACCCUGCACAGAUGCUGUUCGGGAGGGGAGAUGAAGAUAGUGUGCAUUGCGCAAUUUGCCCAUUAUCCCAAUGCUGAAUUAUUUGAUGUGGAGGGACCAAACACCUACUGCCCUAAAUGACCACCAUGCCCCAUCUGUUGGGGAGGCCCACAGUGCUCCUGUUUCUGCUGUGGCUGGGGCCAAUGGACCAGACACUCGGCUGAUUUUCAGGCUUGCCAUCCAGCAGCAGUCCUAUCCAGUUCUUGGUUGUCUGAACAGGUGAUGAGCAAAGAGACCUCAAAGCCAAGGCACUACUGGGCUUUAAGGCUUCUUUGAUUUGAGGUCUAACUUUGCUACGGCUCUGAGAUCUUGGCUUGGCUUUGAGGUCUAACUUUGCUCCGUAUCCCAAACAAGAUGGAGCAGGGUGAUGCAAGGCUUCUGCUUUAAAAGAACGCCAUUUUCCCCAUCAAAAGCUGCAGACAAGUUCAGACUAUCAUUUUGUGUGUGCCAAGUGAUUCUUUUGCCAUGAUCCCAUCAUGGAGAUCCCCCAUCUCUAUUAGAAAAUCUGAAUUCAUACAGGCAUUAGGGUUAAAAAUGCUCACUCUUCAUUGCAGGAGUACAUAUUCAGACAUUAUGUUCCACAUGCAUACAGGUGUCUGUACACAUGUACAUAUUUUUGUGUGAAUGACAGUACAUAUGUUCAUUUAAAAAGUGAGCCUGGGUACAUGCCCCACAAAUGCAGGGUACAAAUAGGAAGAGGACUGCUGUAUGUGUGUUGAACGUGUGUGAAUAACUGUACAUGCAUAUAGAUCUCUUUGUGCUUACACUGUGCAUAGCUUGUACAUGUGUUGAACAUAAUGUGCAAACAGAACUAGGGUUGCAUACCCAAGUACUGACAGCAUCACCCUACGUAUAUUAGUUUGUACAAGAACACCUACUUUGUACAAGCCACCUAAUGGUGCAGCAGGGAAAUGACUUGCCUAGCAAGCCAGAGGUUGCCAGUUCAAAUCCCCACUGGUAUGUUUCCCAGACUAUGGGAAAGUGAUAUAGGAAGAGGCUGAAAGGCAUCAUCUCAUACUGCACAGGAGAUGGCAAUGGUAAACCCCUCCUGUAUUCUACUAGAGACAAUGACAGGGCUCUGUGUUCGCCAGGAGUCGACACCGACUCAAUGGCACACUUUACAAGAACAGUACCAUUUCUUCCUGGUAGUAUCAGCCUGGUGAAUCUUCUCUUUGUCCCAUUAUUGUUGAAUGGUAAUCCCUAUGCAUAAGUAGCAACACAGUCCUAUGCAUCUUUACUCUGAAGAAAAUCUUGCUGUGUUCAAUGGAGUUUAGUAUAUGUGAAAAGGAUUGCAACCUAAUUGGCUGCUUGAAAAUUCAGUGCAACAACAGUUGUGUCUGAUUCACUGGCAUAUAGAGACAUUGUACCCUGUGAUCAAUAUGAAAAUUGUGAAAAGUUUUCCUGUGAAAGUUAAUUACUAUGCAUUUAAACAAUUUUCAAGCCAAAAACUAUUUUCAUGGCACUUUAACAAGAGCAAUGUAGUCCUAUGAAAGGGGCAAAGGAUCUCAAACAAAAACAUCUCUGUACACAUAAAACUGUCAUUGCCAAGGCUCUGGGCAGAAAUGACAAGCUAGUCUGAAACUGGUAUAAAUUUGUAUUGAACAUAGUGUCCGAAGGGUUUUCAGUUGUCAAUGGUAACAAAAUGUAAGAUCCUCCUGCUGAGCUCCUGGUGGCAAGAGUAGGCAGAUUAUCUUGUCUCACAGCAUAAACAAAAAUAAAAAGGUUUUUACUUGUGAA
Molecule: messenger RNA, 4731 nt
Organism: Hemicordylus capensis (graceful crag lizard)
Lineage: Eukaryota; Metazoa; Chordata; Lepidosauria; Squamata; Cordylidae
Gene: TMPRSS6
Product: transmembrane serine protease 6
Exons: 17
Coding region: 1-2367 (788 amino acids)
Biological process (GO): proteolysis
Molecular function (GO): protein binding; serine-type endopeptidase activity
Source: RefSeq, a predicted model, not a curated record